This is a messenger RNA of Punica granatum (pomegranate), 369 nucleotides long. NCBI's taxonomy places the organism in Eukaryota, Viridiplantae, Streptophyta, Magnoliopsida, Myrtales, Lythraceae. The record is from RefSeq and is a predicted model, not a curated record.
AUGGUUUCCGGCAAAGUUUCCUUUUCACAAGGCUUCCUCAUCGGAUUGCUUUGCCUGGCCGCUCUAUUCAGUGCAGGGCAUGCGGAGGGGGGACCAACCUUCGUUGUCCAGGGACCAUGUUCGCAAUUCCCAGACUGCGACAAGCACUGCAGGGACAACGGGUACGGCACUACCGGCGGGAGUUGCAUGUCUCUUAGCGGAGGUCCCAGCAUGUGCUAUUGUAUUAUAACCUCAUGUUGUUAACUUCCUGAUGCGGCAGACGAGCUGGAAAAUUGCUACCUGAAGAAACAUGGGUUAUGACGACCUUAUCUCAUUGGAAACGGCCUCCAGAGCAAAACUCACAGCUUAUGGCUGUGAAAUUUCGAUAUU